Messenger RNA from Paramecium sonneborni, 2739 nucleotides. NCBI's taxonomy places the organism in Eukaryota, Ciliophora, Oligohymenophorea, Peniculida, Parameciidae. The record is from the annotation of a GenBank genome assembly.
AUGAUAAUUAAAUAUGGUUUUACUGCAACAGGAAGAAGAAUUUCAAAAAUACUUAGAGAUGUUGAUAAAGAUUAUUCCAAAGUGUUCAAAUCUCAAUUCUAGAAAAUGAAGACUAAGGAUAUGUCUAAAAAAUACAUUGAUUUACAGGAUACAGAAUAAGAAAUCAAACAUUUUACUAAGCCUCAUAAUCUCAAUAAAUAUAUUAAAUAGUAAUACAAAAAGUCUAUUGAUCGAGUAUUCUAAAAGGAAGCUGAUAGAAUAGAAAGAUAAGAAAUAGAAGAUAAAAAAUUGAAAUGGGUAGAAAAUGCAUUUAUGACAGAAGAAGUUAAGAAAUUUGAAAAAUUAUUAUUUUAAAAAAAUGAACGUUUGCGAUUGAUUAGAUAAGAAGAGAAUCGAGUUUAGAAUCAUCUUCCUCUUUCAUAUUUACAAGAGUAAGGUGAGAGUGAAUAUUUAGAGUUGCAUUCAUAACAUUCAUAAUAUAAAAAUACAUUAAAUGAAUUAAACAAUUAAAGAAUUACAGAGAUGAGAGAGAAUGUGAAUAAUCCAUAUGGAUUCUUAAUUAAAAGUCAAUUAUUAGUAUAAUAUCCAAGUUUAAAAUAAACAAUAGAAACUCACAUCCCAAAACUUGAGAAUAAUCAAAUAGAUAAUUUUGUGAGUGAAUUAAAAUCAAAAGUUGAUUCAAGUAAAAGUUUAAUAGAUUGGGAUGCAGUAAAGUAAUUUUACAUAGGCAUGUAAUAACAAAGAGAUAAUUCAUUAAUUACAUAUUCUCAACAUUAAUCUAGUGUAAAUGUUAUAUAAAAUUAUCAAAAUUAUUUGAUGGAUAAAUUCUAUAAUAAUUCACUCUAGAUGAGAACACGAGGAUAGAUUUAAUUUUCAGAUUUAACUGAGGAAGAAUGUGUUAGAUAUAUUAGAUAUGAUAUAAGUACUCCUGAGAUUUUGAUGAGAUUAGUUUCUACAAUGGAUUAAAUACCUGAUUAAUUCACUCCUAAAAUAGCAUCAUCUAUUUUACAAAAGUUAGUGCUUGUGAAAAAAGAUAAUUUAGCCCUUUUAGGUGAUGAUAGAUACAGAGCCUUAUUGAAUUAUAUAGCUAGAUCUGAAUAUGAUGAUUAAACUUUAGCCUAAACAGUUUUAGCAUUAAGUCUCUUACAACCUAAAUCAAUAUAAACAGUAUAUGAUAAACUAUCUUAUCAUUUGUAUAAUAAUCUAGCCACUCAACUAAUACCUAGAAUUAAGCAGUUUACAAAUUCUUAAUUUUCAAUGAUUGUGAGAAAUUUCCACUCUUUGCCAUUAUCUAAAAACCUUUAACUCUAAGAUCUUUUAGUUUAGAAUAUGAUUAAAAAUAGGAUUAAUAAUAAUUUAAGUGUUUAUGAAGCUGAAUCUUUCAUUUCAUUUUUAUCAAGACCUUUAAUGAAUGAUUAAAGUUUAGAUGUUGUUGUGUAUAAUUUAACAUAAAUAUUAUUAUCUCAACCUAAUUCAAUUCUAGAAAUUGAUCGAGAUACACUAGUUAUAUUAUCUUCAACACUUCUAAAAAUAGAGAAUAAAAAGUAGAUAUCUACUUUAUUGAAGAGCAAUUCAAAAUAUUUUUAAUCAGCAAUUGAGUCUUGUGAAUGUAAACAUCUUGCUUAAUUUUCAUUACUCUUAUCAUAAUUAGAUAUACAUCGAAAUCACGAUAUUAUUUAAUAAACCAAAAAAAGAUUUGUUGAAAUUCUAACUUAUAGAAAAAAAGAAUAAGAUGAAUUUGAUAUUGCUAUGACGAUUUCUUCUCUAAGUUAAAUUGAUAUCAAAAUGAUGUAUCCAAUUAGAAAAGUUAAUGAAGUAAUUCUACUUCAAAUUGUUUUCAAUAGAUAUCCAUAUAGUUAUAAAUCAACUAAUCAUGUGCCUUAUUAAAAAUUAAUCAAUCUCUUAUAAAACUACGAUAAAAUGUUUUCUGAGAAAAGUCUUAUUAUUAUUUUCCACAGUUUAAUAACUAUUGGACAUAUACAUAAGGAUGCUUUCCUUUAAACAUUAGAUAAAAUUUAAGAUACCUAAUACUUGUUUCCUUUAUUAAUCCAGUUAAAUACUUUAGAUCAUAAUCUAGAUUUACUUGUUUCUAAAUUUAAUAAAUAAAAAAAUCCAUCCAUAUAAGGGGUACUGUUUUAUUUAUAAGCCAUGUUUUACUUUAAUAAAUUAGAGGCAUCUGAUUUAGAAAAAGUAGAUCCAAAAAAACUUUAAGAAUUGGAUCAAACUAGUUAAUGCUUCUUAAUGAUGCUAAUUAAUUCACUACCAAAAUCUGAUAUUGGAUAAUAAAUUUAUGAAGAAUUAAUCCUUCUUAUAGAUCCUUAAUUUAUAGAAUAGAAAUAUAUGCUUCUUUUGGCAAGAAUUAAAUCUGAUUUUUAGUAAGGAGAAUUGCAUUUAUUAUUAAGUCAAAUGAGGUAAUAAGCUACUUAGAGAAAUACCGAAAUUGGCAUUGAAAAGUAUUUACCAUAAUAAGUUGUAUAAUAAGUAGCUGAUUUAUUCAUAAAAUAAGGACAUCAAGUAUAAAAAAAUGUCAUAUUUCCCUUAUUUUAAUCAGAUCUACUAAUUGACAAUAAAAUUGCAUUUUAAUUCAUAUCUGUAAACGAAAUGAUAGAUUGUGAAGGAUAAUUUUAAUUUACAGGAAUGUAAAAAUUGUUAAGGAAACGUAGUAAUGUUAAAUUUAUAAUUUACGAAGAAUUCAUAAGAAGCUAAGAUUAAAUUUAGUAUCUGAAAUAAUUUUUAUGA